This is a messenger RNA of Cyprinus carpio (common carp), 7612 nucleotides long. Its product is annotated as mitogen-activated protein kinase-binding protein 1-like. The record is from RefSeq and is a predicted model, not a curated record. Lineage: Eukaryota; Metazoa; Chordata; Actinopteri; Cypriniformes; Cyprinidae. Gene Ontology annotation, molecular function: protein binding. The transcript has 31 exons.
GUAAAUGCACACACCGUACCGGUGAAGGUAUCACAGCUGGAUGCUGUUCGCGGAGCUUUCAGACCGGCUCGCCGUCAAACUGCUGACUCUAUACACGAAACAUGGUCCAUUUUAACAAAUGGACGUCAGUGAGGAGCGCGUCUCUCACCGACAGGACUACCGCACGGGAUUUAAAGCUCCGAUAGUGGUGGACUGGUUUAGUAUAUGAAAUAAAAAGGCAGUGAACGGAUCAUGGCUUAUUUUAAACGCAUAUAGUUGGUGUAAUUGAUUACCGACUGUGAUUGUAGCGCUUCGCCAUUUGUUUAUUGGAAACAUUGAAUCAACAGCGCACCAAAUCAAGAUGACAGGGGAAAACACAACUAUCAAAAAUCGGAUUAAAAAUCUGCUUCGUACGCCUUCCAUUAAAUUGAGAAGAAGUAAAGCUGGGAACAACAAAGAGAGUCUCAGUAAUAAGGUGACGUUGGAGAAAGUCCUGGGAAUCACUUCUGCUGGGAAUCGUGCUUUGGCAUGUGACCCACAUUCAGGACUGGUUGCCUACCCAGCCGGGUGUGUGGUGGUGCUACUGAACCCUAAGAAAAACAAACAGCAUCAUAUCCUCAAUAGCUCCAGGAAAACCAUCACUACGCUCUCCUUCUCUCCUGAUGGCAGAUACGUGGUCACAGGUGAGAGCGGUCAUAUGCCGGCGGUGCGUGUCUGGGAUGUGGCGGAGAGGACGCAGGUGGCGGAGUUACAUAACCAUAAAUACGGCGUGGCGUGUGUGGCUUUCUCCCCUAACAGUAAAUACAUCGUCAGCGUGGGUUACCAACAUGACAUGAUCGUUAACGUCUGGGCCUGGAAGAAAAAUGUUGUGGUUGCCGCCAACAAGGUGUCCAGUAAAGUGACGGCUGUGUCUUUCUCAGAUGACAGCUCAUACUUUGUUACAGCCGGAAAUAGACACGUGAAGUUCUGGUAUCUUGACCACACCAAGUCGUCCAAGGUGAACGCCACAGUACCAUUACUGGGCCGCUCUGGUCUUCUUGGAGAACUGCGGAAUAAUUUCUUUAGCGAUGUGGCUUGUGGAAAGGGUUUGAAGGCGAACAGCACCUUCUGCAUCACUUCCUCUGGACUGCUCUGUGAGUUCAACGACAAAAGAAUGCUGGACAAGUGGGUGGAGCUCAGGAAAAAUGACAGUUUCGCAACGAGUAUGGCCACGUCUCUGUCCGUCAGCGAGGAUCUGAUCUUCUGUGGUUGUGCUGAUGGUACUGCGAGAGCGUUCAGCCCCACUGACCUGCACUUUAUCUGUACGCUGCCUCACCCUCACAGCCUGGGCACAGACAUCGCCACUGUUACGGAGGCCAGCCAUCUCUUCACCUACAAGGAAAACGUCCGCUGUCCUGACACGGUGGCUGUGUCUUAUGACCCCACGAACCGCUGGCUGUCCUGUGUCUACAGCGAUCACAGUCUGUAUGUGUGGGAUGUACGUGAUCUUCGUAAAGUGGGCAAGGUGUACUCAGCUCUCUACCAUUCGUCCUGCGUAUGGAGCAUGGAGGUGUACCCGGAGACGAGGGAUAGAGAGCCGCAUCUGUCUCCCGGAUCGUUCCUCAGCUGUUCUUCUGACAAUACUAUCCGUUUAUGGAACACAGAUGCUCAGAACACCACCCUCAGCCGAAACGUCAUCAGCAAUGACCUCCAGAAGGUUAUUUAUAUGGACAGCAACACCUCCUCCCUGCUGGACACAGAAUGCACAAUCUCCAGUAACUCUGAGAAGGUUGACCCACAGACCUCAGACAACCGGACAGGCAUUAGGACCAUCUGCGUGAGCCCAGACGGCCUGCACCUGGCAUCAGGGGACCGCAAUGGAACACUGAGAAUCCAUGAUUUGGAAAGCAUGGAGGAAAUUCUGGACGUUCAGGCCCAUGACUCUGAGAUCUUGUGUCUAGAGUACUCCAAACCUGAGACCGGGCUGAAACUGUUGGCCACCGCCAGCAGAGACAGACUGAUACAUGUUCUGGAUGCGGAUCAGGAAUACAGCCUCCUGCAAACUCUGGAUGAACACUCUUCCUCUAUCACUGCUGUCAGAUUCGCUGCUAACGAUGGGAAAGUCAGAAUGAUCAGUUGCGGUGCUGAUAAGAGCAUCUACUUCCGCACGGCACAGAAGACAGAGGAGGGAACAGCAUUCACACGUACUCAUCACGUAGUGAGGAAGACUACUCUGUAUGACAUGGAUGUCGACCCCACACGGAAAUAUGCUGUCAUUGGAUGUCAGGAUCGAAGCAUCAGGAUCUUUAACAUCUGCAAUGGCAAACAAAAGAAAGUCUACAAGGGCUCCCAAGGGGAGGACGGGACCCUUAUCAAGGUUCAGAUGGAUCCCUCUGGUCUCUAUGUGGCCACAAGCUGCUCAGACAAAAACAUAAGCAUCUUUGACUUCUACACUGGAGAAUGUGUGGCCACCAUGUUUGGCCAUUCUGAGAUUGUAACAGGACUGAAGUUUACUAAUGACUGUAAAAAUCUUAUAUCUGUGUCGGGAGACAGCUGUAUCUUUGUGUGGCGGCUCUGUCCUGAGUUGACCAUCAAAAUGAGACAACGGCUUUCAGAACUGAAACAGAACAGCAGACCUGUUCAGAAGACCCCUCCAAAUAAACAACACACACUUAGCACAAGGAAAAAAAUGCACAUUGGCACCAUGUCGUCAGACAGCGACAAAGACAUGGAGGAAGAUGAGAUGUUCCCUCACAUAUCAUCAGGCAGCAGUGGUGGCGAGGAGACAGGAUCGUCUGAAGAAAAGCGCAAUACUCUCAAUUCACACAUGAAGAAGCAAUCAAACAGUUGUGAACUUGAGGGCUCAGGUCCACGGCCAAGACGGCGUUGGUCCAGGCGACUGGGAAGUAUGGAUCUGAAGGUGAAGUCCAUGCUGGACCUGAGGCAGCUGGAGUCUUUCGCAAUGCCUUUCUUCCCCAGCAGAACCCAAGAUGUUCAUAAAGACCUUCCACCACAUAGAAACAAAGAACUAGGCAGCACCAUCAGUCUGCAGACUAUUGCUGCAUGGGUACCUGAAGAGAACGAAGCAGGAGGACAAACACGUCCUCUUUACAUCCAGCUGUCCCCUCAAACCCCAGAGACAGAGGUGCUGUAUCCUGAGGGAUGUGAAGAAGACCAAAUCAGUCUUUCUGGCAGUGAGUAUCAAGUGAAAAAGCCGCCCCAUGGAGUAAGAUGUGCUAAAGUGAACUCUUUUCCUGAGAAGCAGAGUCCAGACAGCGCCUGCUCUAUGGAGUAUUCCAGCAGUCAUCUCUCCAGCCCUGAACACCCUGGAGAAGACUCCGAGCCAACCGAGCUACUGAGUGUAGAUGGAAACUCAUCAGAACUGGAUAUGGAAGAUCUUGAUGAGGAAGAGGAGAACAGCCUGAGGAAGAAUGAGGUUCAGACUCCUGUACCUCAGACCCCAGACAAGGAGGUGUUUCUCAAGAGGCACUUUGCAAACCUGUCAGACCUCAACAACACUGCAAGUCCACCCGAAGUAACUCCAAAUAUCUCUGACAGCAUGUCAUCAAAGUUCCUCUCUCAGAACUCCCCUAGCAGGUAAGAAACAACUGCAAUCCCAUUCCCCUCAAACAAAAGCAGUGACAUUAAAACCACCAGUGGAGCUGUACGGCCACUUAUCUCGGAGGUGCGGCCCCUGAUGGAGAAUAAGAGUCCAAGCAAACAGCAGGAAUCCCAUGACACCGAGAGGACAACAGGUCAGCGUUUAAUCCAGAAGAAACGCACACCCGUCAUGGAUUCCCGCAGGCUGAUCAGCCCUGUCGCUAAAGCUGCCGCAAGUCACCACAGUACUGCAGGCAUGAGGAAAGCUCAGUCCAUCCACAACAUCUCCUCAGAAGCUGACAUGGUCCAGACAUCCAGUCAUCCUUCUAAGGAAGUCCACCCACAGCCCCAGACCCCAGACCACCCACAGAUGCAAAGACCACGGCGUUCCCUUCCCAUCGUCCCACUCACCAGCCCUACAACAACCCUGCCAAGGGACAUCACCACACCUACCAAGUCCAGAUCCCGUUCCUAUAUGAGUCCUACCACUAGCUCCAUGGCCAAGAUGUCUCGCUCUGUUUCCAUGGGUGACAACUUGAAUGUGGUAGAACUAGAAGACACAGGAUCUUCAGACUUUCACAGGGGCUCAAGUUCUAACUCUUCUGACCCUCAGAGCACCUCCCAAAGCAAGCCCACCAGUCCUGUUGCCCAGGUCUCAUCCCCUAAUACUUCGGCAUCCCCAUUUCCAGGCCCCUAUGCAGCAGUCAUAUCCUCACUAAAUGCUGGCUCAACUGGAAACUCUUCCCCUAGAGGUCUGCAGGUCAAACUGACUGGCGGUGCUCGACCACUGCUCCAUAUAGAUAUUCCCAGUCCUCUUCCAGAUAAACCUUUGAUAUCUUCCCUCUCGCCAUGCAGCAAGACCCCCAAACUUUCACAAAAGGUAAAGGAGCCCUCAAGUAGAACUCCAACAACUCCCUCUUCAAAUCCUGAAGCAGUUCACCUGCCCAACAGCAUUGUGCAGCCGGUCACAGCUGUUUGUUUGAACACAUCUGAAACCCCAGACCAGAUUGAGCUUAGUAUGGUUCUUGUUCCCAGCCAGCCCAAGAACUUAACAGAAGGUGAACUCCACUCUCAUACAGAGCCAAGAAAAGAGGAUACCUCCGAGGCUGAGUGCCCUCCCAUGAGCCAGUGCAGUCUAAGUGUGCUUCAGUCUUCCUCAGGAUCUCAAGUCUCAGACACAUCUCUCAGUAUGGAUUCUUGUAGGCUGGUUGCCAAUGAAUUGCAGAGCAGUUUUAAAAGAGCCUCCCACCUCUACAAAAUGCUAAGCAACUCCACUGACUCCAGUGAAGAGCAGCAAGAAAUGGCACGUGUGCUGGCCGAAGCAUUUGAGGCGAUGAGAGACGAGCUAAACUGCCUGCCACCAUGCACUCCUUCAAGAUCUCCCAGCACUUGCACUGUGCGCACAUUAGCUAACAGUGAUGCAACAUUAGGUGGCGACAGGACACUAGCCCUAUUAGAGCAGUACUCCAAAUUGCUGCUCAGCGCAGUGGAAAAGAGGAUGGACAACAAAAUCUGAUUUCUAUGUGUGCUGUGGCUGCAACAGGAUACCAAGCCAUGAGACUGCACAGCAGACUGUUUAAGAUAGCGAGGAGCUUUUUAUAAAGAAAAAUGCCACUAUCCUACCUCCCUAUUUAGCAUGCUACUAUGGCAGAAACACACUUUUCACACCUCUUUGCAUAAUUCUGUGCCCUGCUACUAAAACGUAUCCAGAUAGUUUCGCCCAGGGUAACUUUCGAAUGACCCAAACGGCAUCAGGGAGAGUAAUUGGUUACAUGUUUUUUGUUGACUGCAUGGUACAACAAAAUAGAUUCAUUGGUUAUUGUCUUAAAAGACAAAUAAGCAAUUUUAUAUGUAUACAAUAUUCUGUCAUGUGUAAAAACAAACUAUUGUUGAGAGGAAUCUCCAGCUAGCGUCAUUUAUUUGAACGUGUUUAAUAUUUUAAAAAAAUUCCGAUGCUCUCUUACGAAGGGACCGGUAUCCCUGGAAGUCAACAAGGCAGAUUUGUCUCACUUUUAACUUUUAUUAUGGAAUGAUUUUUAUACUGUAUUUUGUGUUGUGCUGAUACUCUUAAGUUGAAUUGGGACAUUGGGGUGCAUAUUUAUUCUGUGAUAGGUCAAUGAGUCGCACAGAGGUUCUCCAACUUUGUUUGUUGAAUUAUGUCAUGUCCUGAUGACCAGCAGAGUCAGUUGGGUUCCAGAGAAAAAAAUUGGGGGAUUUUGAAGGAAGAUUUUGUAUUGUUUUAUUUGCAGGACUUUUUUGUACUUGAAUGGUAACUGUCUCAUGGAUACGGGUGCCUUAAUCUUGACCAGCAAUUUGCUUGAAGGAAUGAAUCCGGCAUUUGUAAUUCAAGCAGGUUAUAUAUCAAAAUGAUCAGUGAUAUUUGGAUGUUGUCCACCUCUAAUAGAUUAAUUCUAGGUUACAUAUGGUUACAGAAACAAAACUGCCAUAAAAAACUGAACUGAAUUUAUCAUUCUGGUGAUACUGAUGAAGUUGCAAUAGCCAAGUAGAUAAAGUUUGUUUAACUUUUGUGAACAAAUUAUGAGAACGGUUUACAGAUUUUACAGAACUUAAACAGGGUUUUGAAAAUUCCUUUAUCCUGAAAUGUAUUUUUACAGUGUUUUCCAAUUAUGACUUCUUAAAGGUAUGUUUUAUUGUUAUGUGAUGUGCUCUGUUAUUUUCCCAAGAGCUAAAAAAAAAAAAGUUACUCUGCAAUCCAGUCUUUCCCACAAUCCCUUGCUAGCUACAUUGAGGUGUUGCCUCUCUGACCUCUGCUUGAAACAACUCUUCUUUUCUGUAGUAAUAUUGAUUAUGUACAGUAAGGCACUUUUUUGUCAUUAAGCUUGAUUCGAAAUGAUGGGAUAUUAUGUUAAGUGUACUGUAACUUCUUAUAUAGAUGGACCUGCACCUAUUUUAUAGUGUCCAGCUCUUCUAUUGAUACAAAUCCAAGCUAAAGCCAGGUGCACACUGUACGAUUUUAGGAUGUUAAAAGAUUGUUUUUAUUGACAGGCCAAAUUAACAGUCUUUGAUUGCUUAACAUGACAUGCUUUUUGUGAAUGAAAAUGUUAGAACAUCACACGAUUGAUAAUCUAAACACCUAGUUAAUGCCAUCAGUGGCGACCAAAGAUUUAUAUCAUACAGCCAUAAAAUACAGUUGAUGUCACAGUCGCAUUGGCCUUUUAUCCAGCAUCUCACUGGUGUCAUAUUGUAGGAUCUGACUUUUUUUUUUUUUUUUUAAUUGCACAGUGUACACCCAGCUUAAGUCAACACUGCAACUAGUUCAGCUUCAACUUGCCUGUUGUCUGAGAUGCACAAAUUGUAUUUAUUGACUUGAUGAGGUCCCACCUCUUGUCACAUUCUCUCAAACUGUUCUUACAAAUUUAUUAACGAUGAAAGAUGCAAAAUGUGCAAUUGCAAUAACAGUUACCCCUGUUCACCAAUGGCAGAUUGCACUGGCACUGGCAGUCUUGUAGUGAAAUAGAUUUAUUUACAUCCAUUUUAGUAUGCAGCAAAAGCUCUUAUUUGUCAUCUCUUAAGCAAGACUGAAAACGCAUGAGAUAAAAAUGAUAAUUAACGUUAAGCCCAAACAGACUUGAUUUAGUUAGCUAGUGGGCCUCGGUGAUGUAGCAGAAAUGAAAACCGUACAGUAAGACUGCAUCAGUAACAAAAGUACUGUGUGAGAAUCGGCAUGAAUACACUUCACAUGCAUGAAGAAAGGCAGAAUUUAAGGUGGGCUUGCUUCCUGAACUAGAAUGCAUGGUUAUACGCUUGACUUGCUCCUCAAUAACAAUCAUGCAAACCUUCCGCUUUCAGCGUUAUCUCUUUGUGGUGACCAGCUCUGCUUUCAUCUAACCUAUGGUCAAUUGAUCAAGAUGCAUUUAGCAUUAUGGACCAGUGCUUUCUAAGACUGUUUCUUUUGGAAACUUGUGACUUUGUCUUACCUUUUGCUCCAAACUGAAGUCAAGUGUUUCUAUUCUCUGUGUUUAUACAAUCCGUCACCUAAAAUCUCUUUCUCAGAGAAGUCAAUCAAAUAAAACUGUAUUUAUUACAUGUUAAA